Molecule: messenger RNA, 834 nt
Organism: Cucurbitaria berberidis CBS 394.84
Lineage: Eukaryota; Fungi; Ascomycota; Dothideomycetes; Pleosporales; Cucurbitariaceae
Exons: 3
Coding region: 1-834 (277 amino acids)
Source: RefSeq, a predicted model, not a curated record
AUGUCACCACCGCGAAUAGACGAAGAUUCAGAAGGUACCGCAAAUGAUAAGCACGUCUUUUUCAAGCCGGUGUUUGAGAAUCAGCAAGACAACAGUGCAGAGAGCGCGCAUCCAGCGGUAAGAAUCAAGGACGAGGAGGAUCACAUUGGCCCCACAUACGAGCACUCAAUACUCCCCGAAGCCGUCUACCAAGAAGACCCACCCCGUAACGCCGCGCAAAUCCCGAAGGAACCAUACUAUUCUACCUGGCCACAAGAACCAGCAGAAAGACGUACUUGGUGGACGCGCUGGCCGUGGCUCUUCAUCAUCGGUAUCCUGACCGCAGUCCUCGCCGGCUUAGUAGGAGGUUUCAUUGGCAAGUCAAUAGAAGGAAACAGACAUAACAGCGCAGUACCCAACGCUCAGGCAAGCGCAUGUCCCUCAACGACCGCCUCUAGUCCAACUUCAACUACAAGUCCAAGCGCCAACUCCCAAAUCGUCAUCCCGAAAACAGGCUGUCCAGACGCCACAGGCCGCACAUUCCAAUCCUCCUUCUCAAACGCAACCUUCAAGCACUUCUGCAACGUGGACUGGACUGGAAACGACAUCGCUUCUGUGUAUGCUACUACCAUAUCCGACUGCGUCAAGACAUGUAGUACUGUGAAUCAGUAUGGGCGCAUCAAUAAGACGUGCAUUGGGGCUACUUUUGUCCCCGCUUGGGCGAAUAGGACACAGGCGAUGCAGAGUGUCGAUCGCCCGAGUAACUGUUUUAUGAAGUAUGCGGCAGAGGGGUAUCCUGGAAAUAAGAGGCAAGAAGAAACUGUUGUGGUGUGUUUGGAGGGGAAGUGUCCGUGA